Messenger RNA from Fusarium vanettenii 77-13-4, 921 nucleotides. RefSeq lists its product as uncharacterized. Lineage: Eukaryota; Fungi; Ascomycota; Sordariomycetes; Hypocreales; Nectriaceae. The transcript has a single exon. The record is from RefSeq and is a predicted model, not a curated record. Gene Ontology annotation, molecular function: phosphatidylinositol-4,5-bisphosphate phospholipase C activity. The annotation marks the transcript as partial. Gene Ontology annotation, biological process: lipid metabolic process; intracellular signal transduction.
AGCGCUGCCCUGUUGGCCGUCUCAACCAAUGCUCAGCUGUGGGAUAAGACGAUUCAGACCACUUAUGGUCCCGUCAAGGGCUUCGAGUACUUCAACUCAAGCACAACCGAAAAGUACUUCAACACAUCGACUAGCAGCGUUACGGCAUACCUGGGCAUCCCCUUUGCAGCCGACACUGGCUAUCAGAAUCGAUGGAAGCCACCACAGCCCCAUGAACCAUGGAAUGAAACGCUGCUGGCGACCUCGUUCGGUCCCGCAUGCCCUAGCCCAAAGAACCCCACGUCGAGCGAGGAUUGUUUGAGCCUCAACAUCUGGACCAACGCCAACUCUUCCAGCGACAACUUGCCCGUCCUGGUGUGGAACCAGGGCAGCGGCCUUUCCAGCGACAAUCCAUGGUGGUACGGUGGUGGCAUGGCUAUGAGAGACGUUGUCUUCAUUUCCUUUAACCGUCGUGACGACGCCUUUGGCUACCUUGCCCAUCCUGAUCUCAACGCCGAAGGUCUUGCGCGUGAUGGCUUUAAUACGUCGGGUAACUACGGCGUGCUAGAUUUCCUCGAAGUACUCAAGUGGGUGCAGGGCAAUAUUGCCAACUUUGGAGGGGACCUGGAGCGUGUCACUAUUGCUGGCGAAUCCUUCGGCUCCUCUCAAGUCUACCACGCCGUUAACAGCGAGCUCUUCUCGGGCCUCUUCUCCGGUGCAAUCUCCCAGUCUGGCAUCCGCUACCCUUAUGACACCCUUUUGGCUGGCCUUGCGACUUCAUACGUCACCAUGGACGACGCUUUGUUCCAUGGACAAAACUACACGGCGUUCCAUAACGCGUCGAGCAUUGCCGAGAUGCGUGAGCUGUCGAUGGAGGAGCUUCUCGUUGGCUCCGACGUGAGAUUGAACGGCACCUGGAUCUGGUGGGUAACGGCGCUAUCG